This is a messenger RNA of Brassica rapa (field mustard), 1366 nucleotides long. Its product is annotated as glucan endo-1,3-beta-glucosidase-like. Gene Ontology annotation, molecular function: hydrolase activity, hydrolyzing O-glycosyl compounds. Lineage: Eukaryota; Viridiplantae; Streptophyta; Magnoliopsida; Brassicales; Brassicaceae. Gene Ontology annotation, biological process: carbohydrate metabolic process. The record is from RefSeq and is a predicted model, not a curated record.
CCCGGACUCGCACUAUAAAUAGGCGCAAAAUGGUAUGAUUCAAACAUAAAAAAAACUCAAAAGUAUAAUAGAAAAAAAAAAAAAAUUAUAACGUCUUUAUUAUUUCAUGAGAAUGUCUGAGGUUAAGAUGUUAGCAUCAUCACCAAUGCUGCUGUUACUUCUCAGCCUUCUAAUGGCGUUCUUCUUCGACACCACAGCUGGACAAAUCGGAGUAUGCUUCGGGCAGAUGGGAGAUAACCUACCAAAGCCACCGGAAGUUGUGGCUAUGUUCAAGAAGUACAACAUCUCGCGAAUGCGGAUGUACGGUAACAACACUGAAGCUCUCGAAGCUCUCCGUGGCUCCAACAUCGAGUUCAUCCUCGACGUUCCCAAUCCCUACUUAAAACGUUUCGCAGAUAGCCCCGCGGAGGCCAAGGCGUGGGUCCAAGACUACGUCCAGAAGUACAACGGAGAUGUCAUAUUCAAGUACAUAUCGGUCGGAAACGAGGUGAAACCAGGGGAACAGGGGGACGUUCUCUUCCAGGCGAUGCAGAACAUUGAGAAAGCGAUUUCCGAAGCAGGCCUCCGAAAUAUCAAGGUCUCCACGACUACAUACAUGGGAGCCUUCACGGAAACGUAUCCUCCGUCGAACGGAAGAUUCAAUGCUACGUUUUUGAACUUUCUCCAACCGGUGAUACGUUUCUUGGCGGAGAAGCAAUCUCCUCUGCUCGUGAAUAUCUACACUUACUUCGGCUACAUCGACAACAGUACCAACAUAACUCUAGACUUCGCUCUGUUCAAACCGAGCAAAGAUGAAUUCAAGGACAACAACAACCAGCUCGAUUACAAAAACCUCUUUGACGCCAAUCUCGACUCAGUUUACGCGGCAUUGGAUAAACUGGGCGGGGGAUCGUUGGAAGUCGUGGUGUCGGAGAGCGGUUGGCCCACGCAGGGAGGGGAGGAGGCGAGUGAGGGGAAUGCGGGGACUUAUAUUAACAAUUUGAUACAACAUGUGAAGAAGGGAUCUCCGAGAAGGCCAGAUAAAGCUAUAGAGACUUACAUAUUCGCCAUGUUCGAUGAGAAUUUGAAGCCGAAUGAGGAUCCGUUUGAGAGGUACUUUGGGCUGUUUAAUGCUACUACUAGAGACCCUAAAUAUAGUGUUACUUUCAACUAAUCUUCUUGGAGAGACUUCUUGAAGAAGCAAGGGCUAGUAAAGCAGUGAUGCGGUAAUUAAAUGGUAUUUGUCUAUUUGAGUUUUUUUUUAAUGCAUGAGUAUUAAGAAUGUGUAAACUUGUUGUAAUAUUAAGGACUAGUUAAUGAGCCUUAACCAUUGUUUUUACUUUAUCUGUUUCAGUAAUGUAAUGAGAGUUGUUUAAAUUCUUCAGUA